AUGUACGUCUUUGGCGGCUACAACGGCAGAGAUGACAAGCAUUUCAACGAUGUCUAUCGCUUUAACGAAGCUAAAGCUACCUGGUCAUUGUUGAAUGUACACGGUCGAGGUCCACGUCCUAGACGGCGGCAGUGUUGCAUCAUGAUCCGUGAUAAACUGUACCUGUUUGGUGGAACCAGCCCUAUACGAAAUGAUGUCAGGUGUAACACGGACGAUCCACUUUGGCCAGAAAGGAACCUCGUUGAUCACUCGGAUCUCUACGUUCUAGACAUGAAUCCUACCCUGAAGUCGCUGUCGAUGAUUUGCGUUGUGAACAGUGCCGCCCUUCGCGGCGAGAUAGGCAAACUUCCAAAGAGUCUCAGGUGA
Messenger RNA from Soboliphyme baturini, 366 nucleotides. NCBI's taxonomy places the organism in Eukaryota, Metazoa, Nematoda, Enoplea, Dioctophymatida, Soboliphymatidae. The record is from the annotation of a GenBank genome assembly.